AUGCACGAACUUCGUGAUUCUCUUCUAGGUGCUUAUCCUAGGGGCACUCCUUCUGUCACAACAAGCGACCAUGGUCGCAGAGACCGGGAAAGUGCUCGUCAAUCUAUCGCUCGGGGUGAAUUCCAAGAUAUUCGAGAUACGGCCUUCAGCAACCGGACCUGGUUUGUCACCAAUCGAUACUGCUACGUCGGAGAUGGAAUACAGACCCUCGAGGAAUACAUCCAUAGCUCGUGGCAUAUGUACUACGAGCUUGGCCGAACCAUCCCCUCUGAAUCACCUGAGCAUGAGGGUGUGGUUCUCGAUAUCCUCCGCAUCCAAGGGAUGGGCCCGUUGACUCGACCCGCCCCGGGCCUGUACGGUGUUGAUUUUGCAAGGUUUGCCGAUGAUACACUCUGGAACGACCUUCCUUUUUUUGUUGACGACCUGACCGAUCUCUGGGUCAACAACGGUGGUGUGAUGUCAGGAAAACACCGUCUGAAUUUCUCAACAUUCCUGGCAAAGCUUGCAUCCACCCGCGUCGACAAGGAUAGGCUGUGCCAAAUUGCGCUUCUUGUUUUUCGUUAUCUCUUUGAAAGCCCUCAAGCACUUCGCAGUGAGAACGAAGAAGACGAGGAAGACCUCGAUCGAGGUAUGAAACAGCUUGAGAUCAUUAACCUCUUGCCAUCUGCCGUCGCUUGGUUGAAGAUAGCAGGUCAUAAUCUCCUUUUUCUCUCAGAGGUAUAUUGGAACCAAUGCCCCAGCGACGUCAGCAAGGGUGGCGAGACUUUCCUUGAAUCAGAGUUCGGACAAAGAUCGCCUUCUGGAUUCUCGCCAUGGAGAUACUUAUUUUGGCUGAAGCGACUCAAUGAGAUUCGGGAAGAAGCUAAUAAUGCCAAUGAAAACGCCCUGGAGGAGCUUGCCAGCGAUGGUGUCGAUUACAUGGUCAACACUAUGAAGGAAAGAAACUCCGAGGUCAUUGAAGCUUUCAGAAAUGGCGGAGAUCUUCUGCAUCAGGACAAGCAUCUUGCAUGUCUGAAGCACCUCAUAUGCGACGACAUCUAUUUUUAG
This is a messenger RNA of Penicillium brevicompactum, 1047 nucleotides long. RefSeq names its product DUF3632 domain-containing protein. The transcript has a single exon. The record is from RefSeq and is a predicted model, not a curated record. NCBI's taxonomy places the organism in Eukaryota, Fungi, Ascomycota, Eurotiomycetes, Eurotiales, Aspergillaceae. Bases 1 to 1047 code for a protein of 348 amino acids.